This is a messenger RNA of Nicotiana attenuata, 774 nucleotides long. RefSeq lists its product as uncharacterized. Bases 1 to 774 code for a protein of 257 amino acids. NCBI's taxonomy places the organism in Eukaryota, Viridiplantae, Streptophyta, Magnoliopsida, Solanales, Solanaceae. The record is from RefSeq and is a predicted model, not a curated record. The transcript has 3 exons.
AUGACAUUUAAGGAUAUUGAAGAAGCUAGAAAGAUAGUGAACUUCUAUGCAUUGGCUAAUAGAAGAGGGUUGCAAGUGGUCAAAACUGAUUCAACUAGGGCUAGCUAUAAGUGUGCUACUGGUUGUCCAUUUAGAUGUUAUAUCUCACAGGAUGACAAUAGCCAUAGCUAUCAAAUGAAGACAUGGAAAUAUGUCCAUACAUGUGAUCCUUGCUUAAAAGAUUCUAAGGCUGAUCAGAAUACUUUAUCACACCUAUUUAAGAAAAAAGUGCAGUACAAUCCUCAGUAUAGCCUGAAGCAAAUGAAAGAUGAUUUAGAGCCUGGGUUUGAACUAAAUGGGUUAAUGUCUAAGCUUAAAAGGGCCAAGAAUUUGACACUUAAGAAGUUAGAGGGAAGUUUUGUUGAUGACUACAAGAAACUUGAGGCCUAUGGGCAAGAACUUAUACAAUCUAAUCCUGACACUGAUGUUGUAAUUAAUAUUUUUAAACAUGCUCUUGAAGAAGGGAAAACAAAGCUCUUAAGGAUGUAUAUAUUCUUCAAUGCAUUGAAGAUGGACAAGGAAAAUGCUAAAACUUGGGGAUGGCUUAUUGAGUUUCUGAAGCUUUCUUUGGAUCUAAAUGAUGGUCAUGGACGUUUACUUGAUACUGUGAGGAAUGUACUUCUUAAUGUUCAUCAUAGGUUUUGUGCGAGACAUAUUGACGCUAAUUGGCGGAAAAAAAUGGAGAAGUUGAUAGAUGAAGAAACGUUUAUGAUGGAGUGGUUGGAACACUUAUAA